UCUACAUGAGCUCCCGUACUUUGACUUGUUACCAGGGCAGCCAGGAAGAAGCUGUGAAGAAAACGGACUGAAGGAGACGCCUUUUAGUUUAGAUUACAUUUUUAAGCACUUUUAUACAGUGUUUUGUUUUAACUUUUACAUCGCCCAACUACGGUAUUAUUGUGUUACUUAUUUGUAGUACAUGUCCGACCUGAAUUGAUUGGCGUUCCCUUCGUUUAAUCGCGUAAAGUUAGCGUUAAAGUUAACACUAGCUAAGAAAACACUGUUCUAUUGGAUUGGAUUGAAUUGAUUUAGCUAAAUGUGAGGUUAGAAUCACUUUAGGAUCACUUUAACUAAAACUAUGCAUACUUUAGUUUAGCUUUACUUCAGCUUUAAUCUUGUUGCCCUCGAGGAUGCCCACCUGAAAGUGCCUGUCCCGUUAGCUGUUGUGAAAGGGGCUGGGCAGUCAUCAUGGACACUCAAACAGGAAAAAGUAUCUGAAAGAGACACGAUGGGCACGGCCUCCUCCCUGGUGAGCCCCGGCGAGGUGAUCGAGGACGGGUACGGCGGGGAAGGGGGAGAAGCCUGCGAGAUCCCGGUGGAAGUGAAGCCCAAAGCCCGUCUCCUCCGCAGCUCGUUCCGCCGGGGGCCCAGGGUGAUCGGGGCUAGUUUUAAGUCCACAGGCUCCGUGGACCUGGAGUACGCCGCGGAAUACGAGAGACUGCGCAAAGAGUAUGAAAUAUUUCGUGUGAGCAAAAAUAAUGAGAUCGCGUCCAUGCAAAAGAAGGAGGCCAAGCUGGAUGAGGAGAACAAAAGGCUGAGAGCUGAACUUCAGGCACUGCAGAAGACUUACCAGAAGAUCCUCAGAGAAAAGGAAAGUGCGCUUGAGGCAAAGUACCAAGCUAUGGAAAGAGCAUCUACUUUUGAGCAUGACAGAGACAAGGUUAAAAGGCAGUUUAAGAUUUUUCGUGAAACAAAAGAAAAGGAGAUUCAGGACUUGCUGCGUGCCAAGAGAGACUUGGAGGCUAAACUUCAACAGCUGCAAGCACAGGGCAUCCAGGUCUAUGAUCCAAAUGACUCGGACUCAGAUGAUAACCAGACUACUGUCACGGCUGCAGGGACCCAGUGUGAGUACUGGACUGGUGGCGUACUGGGAAGUGAGCCCUCUAUGGGUAGCAUGAUGCAUCUGCAACAAACUUUCAGAGGACCAGAGUUUGCUCACAGUCUUAUAGAUGUUGAAGGGCCCUUUGCUAAUGUGAGCAGAGAUGAUUGGGAUGCUGCAGUGGCCAGUCUCCUUCAGGUUUCCCCUCAUGUUCCCCAGGCAUUGUGGAGCAACACUGUGCGCUGCUACUUCAUUUUUACACAGGAAACCAAAGAAGAGCUGGAUAUAUUUAUAAAGAAACACUCUCCUAAACUGCGUAGGAUGUGUGAGGGUCUUGGACAUUUCUACCUGAACAUUUUCUUCCCAGAGAACACUGCUGGCUCUUACACUGCCGAGCGCAAACAGGAGAUAGAAAGAAGCUCAAUUUGUGUGCUCCUUCUAAAAUCUAAUGUAACCAGUGCGGUGGUAGACGACUGUGAAGAAGCCUUUGUUAAGAAUCCUGAGGGACAUCCAUUGGUCCUUUACUUGAGGGCUGACCAAGACCAAAAACUGACCACAUCUUCCAGGCAACUGCUAGAAAGGAUUAAUACAGCAGACAAGACAGGAAAAAUCAAGGUUGUGGAUCAUUGCAGUUCCUCGGAAGAUGGAGCAAAACUGAUUUACGAUCAGCUCGAAAGAGUCAUCAAACAGGAGCUGUUGGGUCUUGAGGGAGCGGAUGAUGACUCAAAGGAUUACGGGCAAGAAGAUGGAAGAGAGGAAGAUUCUGGCGAUGUGCUUUGGGACUUGCAUGAUGAACAAGAGCAGAUAGAGUCAUAUCAGCAGGCCUGUUGCAGCAGCUCCUCUCAGCUAGGCUUUCAGAAGUACAUUGAUCGGUUAAAUGACAUGAUAGCUGCACCUCCACCCACUCCUCCUCUGCUUAUAUCUGGUGGCCCAGGAUCAGGGAAAUCUCUUCUACUUUCAAAAUGGAUUGAACUACAGCAAAAGCAAUCUCCGAACACAUUGUUCCUGUACCAUUUUGUUGGCCGUCCACUUUCUACAAGCUCAGAGCCUGUUCUAAUAAUCAAACGCCUCACUGUUAAAUUGCUCCAGCACUUUUGGUCCAUUUCUGGGUUAUCAAUGGAACCUAGUAAGAUUUUAGAAGAAUUUCCUCGCUGGCUUGAAAGGCUGUCUGCACGCCACCAAGGAAAUAUUAUCAUCAUUAUUGAUUCGAUAGAUCAAAUACAGCACGCAGAACGCCACAUGAAGUGGCUGAUUGACCCUUUGCCUGUUAAUGUGCGAGUGGUGGUGUCUGUCAAUGUAGAGACGUGUCCGCAGGCCUGGAGGUUGUGGCCCACCCUUCACUUAGACCCUUUGAGUCCCAAAGAGGUAAAAAGUGUUGUUAACGCAGAGUGCCAAAAUGUAGAACUGAAACUUACCAAAGAACAAGAGAAGAAACUUGAAAGGCAUUGUCGUUCUGGAUCCACUUGUAAUGCAUUAUAUGUCACCUUGUUGGCCAGAGUCAUCACAAGUUUGUGCUGGCCUUUAGAAAAGAGUCUAGACCAGUGCCUACAAUGUCAGGACACCAUGACACUAUAUCGGGUAGCACUAAAGAUGACACUGAACUCACUCCAAACCGACAGAGAGCGAUAUAUUUUGAAAGAAAUUCUAUGCCUUGCGUGUGCCAGCCACAAUGGGGUCAGUGAAUCGGAGGUGCUAGACUUUUUCCCUGAGAUGGAGCUUCCUAUGCUUUCCUCUUUACUUUUCCAACUCAAAAACCUGUGCAUUCUAACACUCCGGUGUGGACUUAUUAGGUUCCAACAUCUGCAGGCAUGGGAAGCUGUGAGAUCAGAAUUCCUAAGUAGAGGCAGCAAUACUUCUAUUUACAGAGAGAAAUUGAUUCAUUACUUUAACCAGCAACUAAGCCAGGACCAUGUCACAUGGCGCGUUGCUGAUGAGCUGCCAUGGUUAUUUCAGCAACAAGAAGACAGGACCAAAUUGCAGCUCAGCCUUCUGAACCUCUUUGUUUCACAAAAUCUUUAUAAAAGGGGACAUUUUUCUGAAUUGUUAGCGUAUUGGCAAUAUGUUGGAAAAGAUAAAAGUUCCAUGGCAACGGAAUAUUUUGACUCCUUGAAACACUAUGAGAAAAGCUGUGAAAGUGAAGACAGCAUGACCAAGUUGGCUAACCUCUAUGAGACAUUGGGGCGUUUCCUUAAAGACUUAGGCCUCCCAAGCCAGGCUGUCGCUCCUCUCCAACGUUCCCUGGAAAUCCGCGAGACUGCUCUGGACCCGGAUCAUCCCAGUGUGGCCCGCUCUCUGCAUCAGCUGGCUGGAGUUUAUGUACAGUGGAAGAAGUAUGGAAACGCUGAGCAGCUGUACAAGCAGGCUCUGGAGAUCAACGAGAAUGCCUAUGGAGCAGAACACGCCAGUGUCGCACGAGAGCUCGAGUCUCUGGCUAUGCUGUACCAGAAACAAAACAAAUAUGAACAAGCAGAGAAACUCCGGAAGCGAUCAGUGAAGAUACGUCAAAAGACCGCUCGCCAAAAAGGGCAUAUGUAUGGCUUCACAUUAUUGAGACGCAGAGCUCUACAGCUGGAAGAACUCACGCUGGGAAAAGAUUCAGCAGACUGCGCCAAGACACUUAAUGAGCUUGGUGUCUUAUACUACCUCCAAAACAACCUAGAUGCUGCCAAGAUUUUUCUGACCCGUUCACUGGAGAUGCGUCAGCGCGUUUUGGGGCCUGAUCAUCCAGACUGCGCUCAAUCUCUCAAUAAUUUAGCCGCCUUGCACACAGAGAGGAGAGAGUAUGAAACAGCUGAAGACAUGUAUGAGAGAGCUCUUGACAUCCGCAAAAAGGCCCUGUCCCCUGACCAUCCGUCACUGGCUUACACACUCAAACACCUGGCCAUGCUGUAUAAACGAAGGGGUAAACUGGAGAAAGCUGUCCCAUUGUAUGAACUCUCUCUGGAAAUCAGAGAAAAAAGUUUUGGACCCAAGCAUCCCAGUGUAGCCACAGCAUUAGUCAACUUGGCUGUAAUCUACUGCCAACUAAAGAAGCACAGUGAUGCCUUGCCCUUGUAUGAGCGAGCCCUGAAAGUGUAUGAAGACAGUUUGGGCCGUUCACAUCCUCGUGUGGGAGAAACUCUAAAAAACCUAGCAGUGUUAAGUUAUGAAGAGGGUGACUACGAGAAGGCAGCUGAACUCUACAAACGUGCCAUGGAGAUAAAAGAAGCGGAGCCAUCGCUGGUGUGUGGAAACGCCCCGUCUCGCCAUUCCUCUAGUGGAGACACAUUCAGCCUCAAAGGACCUGUGCCCCUCCCUCAAGUUUUUGGUCAGUCCAACCCCACUUUUUUAAUCAAGUCUCCAUCAAGAAACUAUGUGCUCAGGAAGAAGCCCCCAGGAGAGCUCUUGCCAGGGGCACACAGGAUGGACAGAGAGUAUCAUGUGCAAAAGGCCUUGUUCUUGACUGGCUUUCCUGUUCCUCAGCCUUUGUUGCACUGCACUGAUGCAGACAUCAUUGGCACAGAGUUCUACAUAAUGGAACACAUAAAGGGGCGUAUAUUCCGUGAUCUCCGCCUCCCUGGAGUGUCAGCAUCAGAGAGAGCAGCUUUGUAUGUGGCUGCAGUUGAAGUGCUGGCAAAACUACAUUCUCUGUCACUGGCAACAUUGAAACUUAACGGAUAUGGAAAAGGAUCAGAGUAUAGCAGGAGACAGGUGUCCACCUGGACAAAGCAGUACCACGCAGCUGCUCACAAAGACAUUCCAGACAUGAACAAUCUUACAGAUUGGCUGUUGAAAAAUCUGCCUGACAGUGAUGAUGAAGUUACUCUUGUGCAUGGAGAUUUCCGGAUAGAUAAUUUAAUAUUUCAUGCCAAAGAGGCUCGUGUAAUAGCAGUGUUAGACUGGGAGCUUUCUACCACUGGCCAACCAAUGGCUGAUUUGGCCUACUUCCUCAUGCAUCAUUACUGGCCCAAAGACUUUAAAAUUAACUCAAUGGGCAGCUUAAAAGGAGUGGAAGGUAUUCCAUCUGUGGAGGACUUGAGCUCCAUUUAUUGUAAUUGUCGAGGGAUCCCCUCCUUAAUACCAGAUCUAAACUUCUAUCUGGUUCUAUCAGUCUUUAAAUUAGCAGCCAUUGCCCAGGGGAUUUAUGCUCGCUAUCUCCUAGGGAAUGCCAGUGCCCCAAAUGCUGCUCAGUUUGGCCAGUGUGUGGAGCCACUGGCUGCUGUUGCCUUACAGAUUGCUCAGAGGUCUCUUUCAAAUGCGACUAAAUACAGUGAAGACCCAACUGUUCUCCAGCAGGUUAAAGACUUCAUGAGGCAAUAUGUUCUACCUGCACAAAAGGAGGUCCAAGAAUAUUAUAUCAGACAUGCAGAGUCCCCACAGAGAUGGCACAUUCCUCAAAUCAUAAAAGAUCUCCAGGUGAAGGCAAGAGCGGCCGGACUGUGGAAUCUCUUUCUGCCUGCUGUCAGUGGUCUGAGUCAGUUGGACUAUGCUUAUAUCGCAGAGGAAACAGGGCGCUGCCUCUUUGCUCCAGACGUCUUUAACUGCCAAGCUCCCGAUACAGGAAAUAUGGAGGUCCUCCACAUGUUUGGCAGUGAGGAACAGAAGAGGCUGUGGCUGCAGCCUUUACUCAGAGGGGAGAUCCGGUCCUGCUUCUGCAUGACAGAACCUGAUGUUGCUUCGAGUGAUGCCACAAACAUAGAGUGCACUCUUGACAGAGAUGGAGACAGCUACAUUAUCAAUGGAAAGAAAUGGUGGAGCAGUGGUGCUGGUAAUCCUGAUUGUAAAAUCGCUAUUGUCAUGUGCAAAAGCAAACAACCAGAUACAAACAGCAGACACAGCCUCCACAGCAUGAUCCUUGUGCCCAUGGACACACCAGGGGUGAUUCGGGUCAGACCGCUUACUGUGUUUGGACAGGAUGAUGCUAUUCACGGGGGCCAUUUUGAAGUACACUUUGAGAAUGUGCGUGUUCCCGCGUCAAACAUAAUAUUAGGAGAAGGCCGGGGUUUUGAAAUCGCACAGGGUCGUCUGGGGCCCGGCAGGCUGCAUCACUGUAUGAGGGCAGUGGGCCUGGCAGAGUUGGCGCUGGAGCUGCUCUGUGAGCGCGCCGCUUCUAGACGCACGUUUGGAAAGGCGCUCUACCAACACGAGGUUGUGGCUCACUGGAUAGCGGAGUGUCGCCUUAUGAUAGAGCAGACCCGUUUACUGACACUGCACGCGGCCCAUGCACUGGAUACAAAGGGGAGUCGGGCUUCACGUAAAGAGAUUGCCAUGAUUAAAGUGGCUGCAGCUCGGAUGGCCUGUAAAGUGGUAGACUGUGCAAUGCAGGUAUAUGGAGGAGCAGGGGUCUCUGGGGACUUUCCUUUGGCCCAAAUGUAUGCAUAUGCCCGAACUCUGCGCAUCGCUGAUGGACCAGAUGAAGUGCACCUCUCUUCUAUUGCUCAGCUAGAACUGAGAGAUCAGCUAAAGAAAUCACAGUCCAAGCUGUGAUCACAAGUCAUGUGAUCCUGCAAAAUGCAAUUGUGAUUUGAUUUGCCACCAAAUAAUGCCUUAUGUAGAGAUGAAGAUUUGAUAUCAUGACAGAAUUUAUCUAUUAACAGACACUUGAUUAAAAAAAGAAUCAUGUUUAUUAGGAAUUCUUUUCUAAUGUAAUCUACAAAACGGAAAUUGACAGCAUGAAUAAAAGACACCCGUCAAUAUCGCA
This is a messenger RNA of Boleophthalmus pectinirostris (great blue-spotted mudskipper), 6761 nucleotides long. RefSeq names its product nephronophthisis 3. Lineage: Eukaryota; Metazoa; Chordata; Actinopteri; Gobiiformes; Gobiidae. Gene Ontology annotation, molecular function: flavin adenine dinucleotide binding; oxidoreductase activity, acting on the CH-CH group of donors; protein binding. The coding region runs from base 491 to 6547 and encodes 2018 amino acids. The transcript is spliced from 46 exons. Gene Ontology annotation, cellular component: mitochondrion. The record is from RefSeq and is a predicted model, not a curated record.